AGAAAUGCCACCAGUUAAAGAUAUAAAUGGAAUUAAUGACGGAAAGCCAACUGCAAAUAUGUUUGAAAAGGACUCUCGUAGUGACGCGCCUAUUCCUGAAAUGCCAACAACUGAAGGAAUUGAGUAUCCUCGAGCAGCGUCUUGGAGUUCUUCAACAGUUGCAGAAAUUAUGAGAGAUCAAAUUGGUCGUCAAGUUUUCCGUUGUUUUUUACAUGAAUCCCUUGCAGAAGAAAAUUUGCUUUUUGUUGAAGAAGUUGAAAAAAUGAAGAGAGAAAAACAACCAGAAAAAAUUCGUCAAGGAAUAAAAAUGUUGUUGGAUAAAUAUGGGCAAUAUAUUAAUUUAAGCAGUGUUGCUAUGAGUAAAUUGAGAGAAGCAACAAAAUCAGAAGUGCCAGAUCCUAAGGCGUUGGAAUGCGCCCACAAGGAAAUAUACAAAUUACUCGAAAAUGACCAAUUUCCACGCUUUCGACGUUCAAAAUUGUACCUUGAAUUUCUUGAGCAAUUAUUGCCUCGUUCAUAUGCUGAACGUUGGAUGACUUCAUUUGAUGCUCUUUUAGGCAAUCAAGUUGGUAGACAUCACUUUCGACAAUUUCUUUUUAAUGUUCACGCUGAAGAAAAUUUACGUUUCUGGGAAUCUGUGAUUGAAUUUCGACAAUUAAAAAAUAAAUCCAUCGCCAUGUUAAAUAUGAGCAGAACAAUUCAACAACAAUUUCUACGUGAGGGAGCUCACAAUGAGGUUUUUCUCCCGUUUGGUUUACGCCAACGUGUUGAGAAGAAAAUACGAGAGAAAAAUGUCGAUGACACAGUUUUUGAUGAAGCUGUUAAACACGUCGAACAAAUUCUUAAAAAUGAUCCUUAUGUUAGAUUUAUUAAUUCAAAGGAAUAUAAUGAUCUUUUGGCAAAAUUACACUAA
Molecule: messenger RNA, 913 nt
Organism: Meloidogyne enterolobii
Lineage: Eukaryota; Metazoa; Nematoda; Chromadorea; Rhabditida; Meloidogynidae
Source: the annotation of a GenBank genome assembly